UUUUGUAUUUCUUUGUUUGUCGUCAGCCUCCUCAUCUAGGCUGUGAUCUCCACGAGGUCAGAAACCAUGUCUACCUCAUUCAUUGCCUUACACCCCAGUCCUAGCUGAGUCUGAUACAGGAUGGUGCUUGAUAAAUGAAGUGUGAAUGAACAUAAAGUAAUCCAUCUGGUCUCUUUACCACACGUACUUAAACACGAAUAACCCUCGAAGCCGCCUGCUUGCCUGCCAUUGCCUAGUUCCUUCCGCAGAUCUUCUCCAGGAAUUUCCUUUCUUCGGAAGAGUCUGCUGAAGGUGAGGGUCAUGGAUUUUAUCACCUCUACGGCCAUCCUGCCCCUGCUCUUUGGCUGUGUGGGAAUCUUCAGCCUCUUCAAGCUGCUGCAGCGGAUGCGAAUGAAGGCCUACCUCCGGAACGCUGUGGUGGUCAUUACAGGCGCUACCUCAGGCCUGGGGCGAGAAUGCGCCAAAGUCUUCUACACUGCAGGUGCCAGGCUGGUGCUCUGUGGCCGGAACCGGGAGGCCCUGGAAGAGCUCACCAAAGAACUUGCUGCCUCUCUGGCCACCAAGGUGCAGACACACAAGCCUUACACGGUGGCCUUUGACCUUGCGGACCCUGGGGCCAUAGUUGCAGCAACAGCUGAGAUCCUGCAGUGCUUCGGCUACGUGGAUGUGCUCAUCAAUAAUGCUGGCAUCAGCUACCGAGGCGCCAUUGUGGACACUACCCCAGACGUGGAUAAGAAAGUCAUGGAGACAAACUACUUUGGCCCAGUUGCUCUAACGAAAGCACUCCUGCCCUCCAUGAUCAAAAGGCGACAAGGCCAUAUUGUUGUGAUCAGCAGCAUCCAGGGCAAAAUCAGCAUUCCUUUCCGAUCAGCAUAUGCGGCCUCCAAACAUGCAACCCAGGCAUUCUUUGACUGUCUUCGUGCCGAGAUGGAACAGUAUGAGAUCGAGGUGACUGUCAUCAGCCCCGGCUACAUCCACACCAACCUCUCUGUAAAUGCUGUCACUGCUGAUGGGUCCAAAUACGGAGUUAUGGACAAGACCACAGCCCAAGGCCGAAGCCCCGUGGAGGUGGCCCGAGAUGUUCUGGCUGCGGUGGGAAAGAAAAAGAAAGAUGUGAUCCUGGCCGACCUCCUGCCUUCCUUGGCCAUUUAUCUGCGAACUCUGGCUCCUGGGCUCUUCUUCAGCCUCAUGGCCUCCAGGGCCAGAAAGGAGCGGAAAUCCAAGAACUCCUAGUCGCACGUCUGAGCUGGGAUAGGGAAGCAGCACCUGCCUGGGUACAGGUGCUGGACAGGGACAGCUGUGUUUGUUGAGACUUUACUGGAUGUUUGUCUUACGAGUGGGAAAGAUGGAACAUACAUACGCUUGUCCCGAACUGAAGAUCCCUGGCUAGGCCUCUGCUAAUAGAAUGAAAACCAAAAAGGCAACAACCUUCUUCCCAGGGAUGAGGGGUAAACCUUACGGAACAAAUGUGGAGCUCAGUUUAAAGUAAGGACCUGAAAUAAAUGAAUGAGCAGUCAGAGGUGUAGUCCUCAAGGGCUGGAAGAACUAUGCCUCCUUUGAAUUCCAGCCUCCGCCAGCUCCUAGAAAGUGUUUCAGCCUUGAAAACAGAAGACAUCCUGACGUCACCUGACCCAGUUCUCAUAUUUGACUUACCUGGACCACGUGCCUAAUUGUUUUGGCAGAGGCACCUGCAGCACUCAAGGGAGAAGGCUGUCGUAAGAAGCCAUCAUCCAUAUCCAUUUUCAGGGCUCUACAGUCCAUCAUCCAACAUGACCAAUGGGCUAAUACGCCUUCUGUCUUCCAGCAUAACCCAAGUGAUGCCGGCUUUAAGUUCCUAAAAGGAAUUCCCUGUUUCCCCUGUAAACUCUCACCUCAAGCCCCGUAGACCAGGCCCCACUCCAAGCAGAAGACGAAUUUAUUAAGGAAACAGGCAAAAGGGAGAGGAAAACCCCACAUGGUCCCGUGUAUUCUCUAGGAAAGAAGACUCAGAAACCUGGUCAGGUGGGGAGGGAUUCUAAAGCGGCAUCUGGUCCCUGGUGAGAGCAGUCAUUUGCUAGCUGUGCCUGUUGGAUGCCUGCUUCCACCUUUUUGAUUUCUUAAAAAUACAUGCUUGAGGUUCAAUGAGUGAAUCAACUUCAUAUUGAAAGUCUAGGAUGAAACUUUUCCUAUUAUUGAGGCUGAAAGUGGAAAUUGUGGGUGCAUCGUAUGACUUUCCCAACUUGGAAUAAAAAUCUUGCGUAUCAUACCGGCACCUCGCACUGUGUCCCAACUCUGGUCCUAUGGAGCUUGUGUUUUAAAAGCUAUCCCUGAAAUAAAAAUGGCCAAAGCCACA
Lynx canadensis (Canada lynx) is the source of this 2332-nucleotide messenger RNA. It is a transcript of the gene DHRS7B, whose product is annotated as dehydrogenase/reductase 7B. Gene Ontology annotation, molecular function: oxidoreductase activity. NCBI's taxonomy places the organism in Eukaryota, Metazoa, Chordata, Mammalia, Carnivora, Felidae. The record is from RefSeq and is a predicted model, not a curated record. Gene Ontology annotation, cellular component: membrane. The transcript has 7 exons. The coding region runs from base 301 to 1233 and encodes 310 amino acids.